Acytostelium subglobosum LB1 is the source of this 687-nucleotide messenger RNA. RefSeq lists its product as hypothetical. The transcript has a single exon. The record is from RefSeq and is a predicted model, not a curated record. NCBI's taxonomy places the organism in Eukaryota, Evosea, Eumycetozoa, Acytosteliales, Acytosteliaceae. The coding region runs from base 1 to 687 and encodes 228 amino acids.
AUGAGUGAGCUACUCACUGGCAAUACUCCCCAACAGUAUUAUCAAGGCAGAGUCAACCCGAACAUAUUGUCGAAUGAAUGGCAAAGAAAAUUCGAGGAGUCAUCUACGUCAUUGUCAUCACCACCCCGAGUGCCCAAGGAGAACGAACUCAUUAAGCAUAGUCCAAUACCAGAGCCAAGAGCCAAACCAUUGGCAAAACGCUCGGGCGAAGUCGUUGUAUCAAGGAGACGCACCCGCAACAAAUAUGCCUUGCCCGAACCCCCACUCCCGCCCAGCGGCCGCCUGGGUUCGGAUGUGCCGGUCCAGUCCAUGAAGCCAUCAUCGAUCCGCAUUGUGAAUCAGCCAAACACUUUCUCACUAGAGAAUGGGGCACCCGGGCCCUUUGUGGUUCAAGUCAAUGGUGGCGUGCUCCAGAAGCAGAUCAUAUUGGGUCGCCGUGCGCGCAGGCGUCCUCUCAGAGAACACUACUUGCAACUCUCCAUCGUUGGCAACGAGGGCAUCCGCAUUCCCGACCACUAUAGUUUUAGGUAUCUAGACAUUGGUGGUCGGGCAACCGUGGCACUAUCCCUCUCCCUGGACCCUGGCGUCGCCCUGACACCGUUCAGGGUGAUCGUAGAUGUCUUCUACCGAGGUGUACCUGUCUGUGGCUGUACAUGUGUGUCCGACAGCAUCCAAUGGACAUUGUAG